Molecule: messenger RNA, 1622 nt
Organism: Colias croceus (clouded yellow)
Lineage: Eukaryota; Metazoa; Arthropoda; Insecta; Lepidoptera; Pieridae
Product: actin-5C
Exons: 3
Coding region: 160-1290 (376 amino acids)
Biological process (GO): mitotic cytokinesis
Source: RefSeq, a predicted model, not a curated record
CCCCGAUAACCAGCCUCAUUUAUAUAGUCAGCGUACCUCGGUCGCCAACAUUCCACGAAGUGUACUCGAGUAGAGGUGUUGUGCAGCAUAUCCGAGGCUGUGCAAUAGCGAUAGUAAUUUAUUUAUUUAAUAGGACUAUUUAAUAAAAACUAAUUCACAAUGUGCGACGAAGAAGUUGCCGCGCUGGUAGUGGACAAUGGAUCCGGUAUGUGCAAGGCCGGCUUCGCGGGAGACGACGCUCCCCGUGCCGUGUUCCCAUCGAUCGUGGGCAGACCUCGCCACCAGGGCGUCAUGGUGGGCAUGGGGCAGAAGGACUCGUACGUAGGAGACGAGGCCCAGAGCAAGAGAGGCAUCCUCACGCUCAAGUACCCCAUCGAACACGGCAUCGUCACCAACUGGGACGACAUGGAGAAAAUCUGGCACCACACCUUCUACAACGAGCUGCGAGUUGCGCCCGAAGAGCACCCCGUGCUGCUCACAGAGGCUCCCCUCAACCCUAAGGCCAACAGGGAGAAGAUGACCCAAAUCAUGUUCGAGACCUUCAACACACCCGCCAUGUACGUGGCCAUCCAGGCUGUGCUCUCGCUGUACGCGUCCGGUCGUACCACCGGUAUCGUGCUCGACUCCGGUGACGGUGUCUCCCACACCGUGCCUAUCUACGAAGGGUACGCGCUCCCGCACGCCAUCCUGCGUCUGGACUUGGCCGGUCGCGACCUCACAGACUACCUCAUGAAGAUCCUUACCGAGCGCGGUUACUCCUUCACCACUACCGCCGAGAGAGAAAUCGUGCGUGACAUCAAGGAGAAGCUUUGCUACGUCGCGCUCGACUUCGAGCAGGAGAUGGCCACCGCCGCCUCCAGCAGCUCGCUCGAGAAGUCCUACGAGCUUCCCGACGGUCAAGUCAUCACCAUCGGAAACGAAAGGUUCCGUUGCCCAGAGGCUCUCUUCCAACCUUCAUUCUUGGGUAUGGAAGCUUGCGGCAUCCACGAAACCACUUACAACUCGAUCAUGAAGUGCGAUGUCGACAUCCGUAAGGACUUGUACGCCAACACAGUAUUAUCUGGAGGUACCACGAUGUACCCAGGAAUCGCCGACCGUAUGCAAAAGGAAAUCACAGCACUGGCACCAUCCACGAUGAAGAUCAAGAUCAUCGCUCCCCCAGAGAGGAAGUACUCCGUAUGGAUCGGAGGAUCCAUCCUGGCUUCCCUAUCGACCUUCCAACAGAUGUGGAUCUCGAAACAGGAGUACGACGAGUCCGGCCCCUCGAUCGUACACAGGAAGUGCUUCUAAGCGCGCUGUGUUCGCGCAGAGCUGCCCCCAGCAGCAGCCCGCGGCUCGGCCGGUCCCGCGGCCGGCUGCUCAACUCAGGCUUGUAAUCUCCGUUAAUUUAAUUGUACGUAAGAUAUUAUAUGUAAUUAAAUCGUAAUAGUGACGGCAGGACGGAGCGCGGCGCCGCGGGCGCGCCUCGACCGCCGGCCUCGGUACUGCACUCGCCAAAGGAUCUUUUUGUAAUCUCAUGAAUGAUGAUUGUAUGUGCUGAAACGGAUAAGACUACUUUCUUACUAGGUCAUUUAUAAAUUAUAAAAGAAAGAAAAUACAUGAAAAAAAUUCGUAAAAUUUAA